Molecule: messenger RNA, 2464 nt
Organism: Artibeus jamaicensis (Jamaican fruit-eating bat)
Lineage: Eukaryota; Metazoa; Chordata; Mammalia; Chiroptera; Phyllostomidae
Product: N-acetyllactosaminide beta-1,3-N-acetylglucosaminyltransferase 4
Exons: 10
Coding region: 131-2338 (735 amino acids)
Cellular component (GO): membrane
Molecular function (GO): hexosyltransferase activity
Source: RefSeq, a predicted model, not a curated record
AGGCUGGAGGAGUUGGUGCUGAGCGCCAAUCAGAUCAGGGAGGUCACUGCCGCCAAUCUGCCCCCGACUCUCAAGGCCCAACCUCGUGUCCCUGGACCUGAGCUUCAACGACCUGGUAGACCUGCAAGGCAUGGUCGCCAGCCUCAGCACCCUGCCCUGCCUGCGGCUCCUGGUGCUUCAGGGGAACCCGCUGGCCCUGGUCCCCUACUACCGGGGCUUCACCAUCGACAGCCUGGCCCGGCUCUGCGUGCUGGACGACGUCACCGUGUCUCCCACCGAGAAGUACCAGUUCCGGGGCCUCCGCAACAGGGGAGACCUCUUGGCACCUGAGGCACAGCUCGUGGUGACCAUCGGAAACCUCGGAGGGGUCCCGGACACCUCGGUCUUGGACCCGGAGCCGGGCCCGCAAGGCCCCAUCAUCUCGUACAGCUACUACGUGACCUACGACUUCGUGGAGGACGAAGAGAGCGACAGGGACGAGUACCUGGAGGAGCUGGCCGAGGUCUUCAAGCGCUCGCCCAGCCAGGAGCAGCCGGGCCAGGAGGCCACCGAGCAGGCUGCGGGCUCCGCCGAGUCCGCGCCCCCGUCCGCGUCCCCGUCGGCCGAGCUGGAGGGGUCCCUGGGCUCCGCCGCGUUUUCGUCCCCGGCCGGGUCGGCGGACUCCGCACAGGAGCUGGCCAAGCUGCGGCCGAGGGUCGACCCCCGGCUCUUCCCGUCCCCGGGAACGGUCCUCUUCAGCACCUCCCGCAAGCCCUGGGCAGACGUCAUCUCCUGCAACUAUGAGAUGCAGCACACGCUCAGGGGCCUGGUGCCACUCAAGGCCUUCCUGCUGGCGGGGACCACGGUGACCAUCGUGGAGGAGAAGAUCCUGUCGUGGCCUGAGGUGCCACCUCCCGUGGACAGUCCCUUGCCUGCCAAGAAGGAAAAAGGGGAGAACAAGAAAGAGAAAGAGGAGACAGGCCAGAAGGGGCAAGACGGGAAGGACAAGGCCUCCACAGGGAAGAAGGAGACGACAAAGGAACAGAAGGGGUCCAAGAAGAAGAGAGACCUUCCCAAGGACCUCCACCAGGACCCACCCAUCCUGAGGGUGCUGGGCAGCAGCUCGGUGGUCCUGGAGCCGCUGCUGGUGGGCGAGUCCCUCGUGUCCACCCUCUGCAACUUCGGGGUGACCCGCACCUUGGAGUCCGACAGGCUGACAUUCCUCAGGGACUCCAGGAAUAAGAAAGCCAAAAAACCUCUGGAGCCGGGGAGGCCCAAGAACAAGGCGCAGGCGGCAGGCCCCGCCAUGUUCCACAGGCUGGGCUGGCUGGUCCUGUACAGCCUGGCCGUGCUGCUGCUCAGCUGCCUGCUCCUCCUGAAGAAGGAGGCCGAGCCUGCGGGAGCCCGCCAGCCCUUCUGGGCUCCCCCGGGGCCCCGCCACAGCCCGUGUCCACCCAACCACACAGUGGCCAAUGCCUCCCUAUCCCUGCCCAGCCGUCACCGCCUCUUCUUGACCUAUCGCCACUGCCGCAACUUCUCCAUCUUGUUGGAGCCUUCAGGCUGUGCCAAGGAUGUCUUUCUGCUCCUGGCCAUCAAGUCACAGCCUGGCCACGUGGAGCAGCGUGCAGCCAUCCGAGGCACAUGGGGACGGGCAGGGGACUGGGCUAGGGGCCGGCAGCUGAGACUGGUGUUCCUUCUCGGGGUGGGGGGACCUGCACCCCCAACCCAGCUGCUGGCCUACGAGAGUCGGGAGUUUGGUGACAUCCUGCAGUGGGACUUUGCUGAGGACUUCUUCAACCUGACCCUCAAGGAGCUGCACCUGCAGCGCUGGGUGGCAGCUGCCUGUCCCCAGGCACACUUUGUGCUAAAGGGAGAUGACGAUGUUUUUGUCCAUGUCCCCAAUGUCUUGGAGUUCCUGGAUGGCUGGGAUCCAGCCCAGGACCUCCUGGUGGGAGAUGUCAUCCGCCAGGCUCUACCUAACAGGAACACCAAGGUCAAAUACUUCAUCCCACCCUCCAUGUACAGAGCCCGCCACUACCCGCCCUACGCUGGGGGUGGGGGGUAUGUCAUGUCCAGAGCCACUGUGCAGCACCUCCAGGCAGCCGUGGAAGAGGCCGAACUCUUCCCCAUUGACGACGUCUUCGUGGGCAUGUGCCUGAGGAAGCUGGGGGUGAGCCCCGUGCACCACGCCGGCUUCAAGACGUUCGGCAUACGGCGGCCCCUGGACCCCCUGGACCCCUGCCUGUACAGAGGGCUGCUCCUGGUGCACCGCCUCAGCCCCCUGGAGAUGUGGACCAUGUGGGCACUGGUGACAGAUGAGGGGCUCAAGUGCACAGCUGCUCCCUUGUCCCGGCUCUGAGGGAUGGGCUGAGUUUCCUCUCAUGAGAAAUCAACGAACUUGAAACUUGACCUGUGACCAUCUAUAGGAAAUGCUUAGUUUUGGUAAGCUGCUCUCAACUUUUCCAACUUUGAUUAAAAACACUGC